CCCAGGAUUGGUUUUGGUGGAAACUGAAGCUGAAGAAGUGACAUGAGAUAAAGUAAGAGGUGGACCCGGUCCCUGACAUUCCCCAUCUGAUCCGAUCAUGCCUUCCACGUCAGCUCCUCUACGGCCCAGAUCGACCCGACCCCCACUUGCCACUUCCGUUCCAAGCUCCAAGCUCAAAAAGCACAGCACAGCACAAUCUUAUACAUACAUAUAUAUAUAUAUCCAUGACCUGAAAUGGCGAUGCCGAUGCCGGGAGGGAGAUACGCUGUUUUGUUUUUGCUCCACUCCCUCUCGCUGUAAUUUGUAAAUGGCAAGCGACAACAAUGAUGAUUCCACUCUUACAGUCGCACCACGCCCACAUGUCAAUGCCAAUGUCAAUGCGAGCCCUACCAAACCCGACUCCCCACCACUCCUUAAGAGAUCCAAGACCAUCUCCCUCGAUUCUUCCCAGACUCCUCACUUCCCCGCCGCCACAGCCCCACUCUCUGCUUCUUCUUCUUUCCGUCAACCCGCUGAUCUUCGCCUCUCCUUCGAUAAUGGCCCUAACAACGCCGAAUUCUUCAACCGGGAUUAUAUUUUCCCCUCCUGCCUCGGCCCCUAUGCUUCCAAGCCCAGACUCACUCUCAACCCGGCCAAGCACUCCAAUCGCCGCCUUUCCCUCGUCUCUGAUUCCACUCGGCUCAAGCCUACGGCUGUGCCACACUCACCCGCGACAGGAGCUCCACCAAAGGCGCAACAAUCGAAGAAGCAAGACAAGCAGGCCAAGCUGAUUGCCAGGCCAGAUUCCGUUUCUCACUCCACUAUCAGGAGAUCUUGGGAAUCUACCCAUUCUUUAAUGCACUAUUUGCUCAUUAUCGCUUGUAUGUCCAUUGGAUCCUAUGCAGUUUGUCUACAGAAGAAAGUUACGAAACUUGAGGAAGAGAAAUCUGACCUUCAUCAACUCUGUAGUGAUAAAAAUGUUAUUAAUGCCACCUGGGGAAUUUCAGUACCAGAAGAUAACAUCUCAUUAUUUAAUAUUUUUAAUGCCGAUAGUCGAUCUGUAGCUCUGUAUACUGUAGUGUGCACACUUCUUAUGCCUUUUCUAUUGUACAAGUAUCUCAACUACCUUCCCCGGAUUAAGAACUUUUCAGAAAGAACUCGAAAUAGCAAGGACGAGGUUCCUCUAAACAAGAGAAUUGCAUAUGUGGUCGAUGUGUGUUUCUCCAUCUAUCCUUAUGCAAAGCUGCUUGCACUUCUCUUUGCCACAGUAUUUCUUAUAGGAUUUGGUGGAUUGGCAUUAUAUGCUGUCAGUGAUGGUAACUUUGCUGAAGCUCUCUGGCUUUCAUGGACUUUUGUGGCCGACUCAGGAAAUCAUGCUGACAGGGUUGGCAUCGGGCCCAGGAUUGUUUCUGUCUCUAUAAGUGCAGGAGGUAUGCUAAUUUUUGCGAUGAUGCUUGGGCUUGUUUCUGACGCUAUUUCAGAGAAGGUCGACUCAUUGCGGAAAGGGAAAAGUGAAGUCAUUGAAAGAAACCAUAUUCUCAUUCUCGGGUGGAGUGAUAAAUUGGGUUCACUCUUGAAGCAAUUAGCAAUUGCAAAUAAGAGUAUUGGUGGAGGGGUAGUUGUUGUUCUGGCAGAAAGAGAUAAGGAGGAAAUGGAGAUGGAUAUAGCAAAGCUAGAAUUUGAUUUCAUGGGGACGUCUGUCAUUUGUAGGAGUGGCAGUCCUCUUAUACUUGCCGACUUGAAGAAGGUCUCCGUGUCUAAGGCACGUGCUAUUAUUGUAUUGGCAACCGAUGAGAAUGCAGAUCAGAGUGAUGCACGUGCUUUGAGGGUUGUGCUCAGCCUUACUGGAGUGAAGGAAGGUUUGAGGGGCCAUGUAGUUGUAGAGAUGAGCGACCUCGACAAUGAACCUCUGGUAAAGCUUGUUGGAGGUGAAGUUAUUGAAACAGUUGUUGCUCAUGAUGUAAUUGGACGCUUAAUGAUACAAUGUGCUCUGCAACCGGGACUUGCACAGAUAUGGGAAGAUAUCUUGGGGUUUGAGAAUUCAGAGUUUUACAUCCAAAGAUGGCAUCAGUUAGAUGGACAACGAUUUGGAGCUGUACUAAUUUCAUUUCCUGAUGCGAUUCCUUGUGGAAUUAAGGUUGCUGCAGACUGUGGGAAGAUAAUCUUAAAUCCAGAUGAUAACUACAUUCUAAAGGAGGGGGAUGAAGUCCUUGUUAUUGCUGAGGAUGAUGAUACUUAUGCUCCUGGUCCCAUUCCUGAGGUGCGCAGGGGAUUCUUCCAAAAGAUUAUCGACCCUCCAAAAUAUCCUGAAAAGAUACUGUUUUGUGGUUGGCGCCGUGAUAUAGAUGAUAUGAUUAUGGUUUUGGAGGCAAUCCUCGCUCUUGGUUCAGAGCUGUGGAUGUUUAAUGAAGUUCCUGAAAGAGAGAGGGAAAAAAAGCUUAUUGAUGGUGGACUUGAUAUUUCUAGUCUAGUAAAUAUUAAAAUUAUCCAUCGUGAGGGAAAUGCUGUCAUUAGAAGACAUUUAGAGUCACUUCCGCUGGAAACUUUUGAUUCUAUACUAAUUCUUGCGGAUGAAUCCUUAGAGGACUCUGUUGUGCAUUCAGAUUCACGUUCUCUUGCCACUCUUCUCCUUAUUAGAGAUAUACAGUCAAAGAGGCUUCCGAACAAAGAUAUGAAGUUAAAUUCAACAUCUUGGCGGCUUGCUGGAUUUUCUCACCACUCGUGGAUUCGAGAAAUGCAGCAAGCAUCAGACAGGUCAAUAAUAAUUAGUGAAAUCCUGGAUUCUAGGACCAGAAACCUGGUAUCAGUUUCUAGAAUCAGUGAUUAUGUGUUGUCUAAUGAAUUGGUGAGUAUGGCACUAGCUAUGGUGGCGGAGGACCAGCAGAUUAAUCGUGUUCUGGAGGAACUAUUUGCGGAAGAGGGGAAUGAAAUGUGUAUUAGACCGGCUGAAUUUUACUUAGUUGACCAGGAAGAGCUCUGUUUUUACGACAUAAUGAUUAGAGGGCGACAGAGGCGAGAAAUAGUGAUAGGUUAUCGGCUUGCCAGUUCGGAGCAUGCCAUUAUUAAUCCACCGCAGAAAUCGGAGCAGAGGAAAUGGUCACUUGAUGACGUUUUUGUUGCCAUAUCAUCAGGUUGAGGAAGGUGGCAGUUUUCUAUUCCUUGAUGGGCCAUCCACGACGAUCUCAGAAAUCAUCGUUGCGUUGCCAAGAAAGUUAUGAUUUGUGAAGCUAUGUUUCUGGGUAGUAUCAAAGUUGUGGAUGGAAUGUUGGGCUGACUGAUGCGCUGGAUGGACGGGAUCUUUUUUCUUUCUUGUGGGGUGGGGGGAAGGGGGUCAUGACAAGAGGAUGGUUUUUGUAUUGUAUUGGGUUGUUAAUGUACAGAAAGACAUAAUGUGGAGUGUAGAAUGUAGAUAUCAACAAAGAAAACGUAUGGGUAACCAGACCAAUGCAGUUGUAAUUUUGAUUGAUAUUGUAAAAUGAAUGGCAACAGUUGUAGUA
Molecule: messenger RNA, 3476 nt
Organism: Momordica charantia (bitter melon)
Lineage: Eukaryota; Viridiplantae; Streptophyta; Magnoliopsida; Cucurbitales; Cucurbitaceae
Product: ion channel protein
Biological process (GO): monoatomic ion transport
Source: RefSeq, a predicted model, not a curated record